Paramecium sonneborni is the source of this 2277-nucleotide messenger RNA. NCBI's taxonomy places the organism in Eukaryota, Ciliophora, Oligohymenophorea, Peniculida, Parameciidae. The record is from the annotation of a GenBank genome assembly.
AUGUUAUUUUUAUUUAUCAUCAUCAUUCUAUAAUAAUUAGAAGUAUCUCAACAAUGUUAGAUAUUUGAUGAACAAAUAUUGAUUGGCGAUUAUUAUACAAACAAUGGUACAAAAUUGGCAUUCAUUUAAUUCAAGUCUUAUGUAUAAUUAUUUAAUGAAAACAGGAAUAAUGUAAUAAAUCAAUUACAAUAAAUAUGAUGAAACUUAGUUAUGAAAGCAGUCGAAUAGAUGAGAUGUAUUAUAUCAAUAAAGCUACAAUUGAAUCUCGUAUGCAAAUUAAGUUCAAUCGUGAUUACAAUAUAACAUUAGGAGAUAAGCAAUUGCUACUUAGGUUACCAAAAAAAUAUGGAAAAGAACCAAUAUCAAUAGUAGAAAUUGAAGGAAGCUUUUAACUUAUAAAUAAUAAAUCAAUUUUAAAUUUACCAGCUUUUCAAACAACUAUAAAUCUAAAUAUUGAAUCUAUACAUUUUAUAUUUAUAAAUAGAUGUGAUGUUGGUAAGAUUGUUAAAGAUUUACAAAAGAAGUUUGGUAAAUGGACAGUAUUAAUAGGGUAAAAUACUUGCAUGACUAGAUUGUAACACUUGGAAUAUGAUAAAUAUAUUAAUAUUUAAGAGAAUUAUUAUGUUUCAUUUAUUUAGACAAAUAAAUAAUAUCUAAGAAACAUUGUAAAAAUAGAUUUAUUUAUUAUCAAUGAUAAUUAAUUGAAAUAUGAUUACUAUUUGAAUAAUUAAUUAGUUCAAUAAGAAAUAGUCUAGAAAAAUACGCUUCAAUAGGAUUAUACAGAAAGUAAUUGUUAACCAUAUGGAUAAAGAAUAAGUUUAGGAUAUUAUUUUACAAAUUAUAAUAAUUCAAAUGAAAUAAUUAAUAUUGCUUAUAAUACUUUAGUAAUUAUAAGUUUAAUUAUAUUAGUCUUAUUGUCCUAGUGGAUUCAUACACAUUUAUGAUAAUUAGAGUGUUGAUUAAUGGGUAUCUGUAUCUGAAAUUAGAACUUUAAACAUGAGUCAGAUUUAUGAAGAUACAUAAUACAAUUUUACUUAUGUAACCUAUAUAAAUAUUGUUUCUUUAAAUGAUACAAUUAUACCUAAUUUAGGGUAAAUUUAUUAAUAUUAAAUUUAUGGUGAUGCAAAUUCAGAGAGUUUAGCAUAUUAAUUUAAAGUACCUUUGAAAGAAUACGAUAAUCAAAUACAUAAAAUAAUAUUUUUUGGAGAUAUGGAUUCAAAUUGGACUGGUAAUAAAUCAAAAUAAACAUUUGAUUGGUUUUAAUCAAUUUAAAAUAAUUAAAGUGAUUAUGAUGUUCUUAUUUUUGAAGGAGAUAUGGCAUAUGAUUUAGAAUCUUUGGAUUGUUAAUAGGGAGAUUGGUGGCUUAGAAAUAUGACAACUUUUUCAUCUUAUUAUCCAUUAUUACCAACUCCAGGAAAUCAUGAUUCUGGAGAUAAUUAUGAAUUCGAUUUUUAUAGACUAUCGUUUUUAUCUCCUGAAUAAAAUUUAAAUACAAGAAAUAAUUAUUAUAAUUUUUAUAGUGUAGAUUUGGGAUUAGUACAUUAUAUAUUUUAUAAUCCUACAAAUAUUGUUUAUAAUGAAAGUAAUUAAGAUGAGAUUGAUUAUAUGGUUGAGAUAAUGGAGAAAGAUUUAAUAGAAGCAACAAAUAAUAGAUAUAAAGUACCUUGGAUAAUUGUGAAUAGUCAUUAUCCAAUGUAUUGUAGUGAUGCAACAGAUCCUAUGUGUUCAUAUAAUUUUAUAGCACUUGAACCAUUUGCAAAAUUAUUUAGUAAUUAUGGUGUUGCUAUAUAUAUGUCUGCUCAUUAGCAUAAUUAUGAAAGAGAUGCUCCAUUUAUUAAUAAUAAAUCAUAAGAAAAUACAGGACUUAUUACAGAUGGUCCUGAAUAACAUUUAAUUCAGAAUUCCGCAGCCCCAGUAUAUAUUAUUGAAGGAUCAGCAGGUUAAGAAUAUUAUACUCCUCUAGUACCUUGUAAUUAUAAUAUUAUAUAUUAAUUAGAUCCAAGUUAACCAUAUACAAUAUUUUAGACUGGUUAUAAUGAUGGUGUAGGAAUAUUAUAUAUUUAUAAUGAAACACAUUUAUAUUUUGAAUAAAUAGAUCUAGUUGAGAAUAAAGUUGUAGAUUAUUUUUGGGUUGUAUAAGAAAGAGGAAUGAAUCGAGAUAAUAAUAUUAAUAUACUUUUAUGGAUCAUAUUAAUAUUAGCUUUAAUAUUAGUCAUUGCAUUUGCUAUUUAUUAUUUUGUAAGAAGGUAACAGAUUAAAGAAAAGUUGCUCAAUUGA